UUUUCACAGGAAUUACUCUCGAGGCUUUUUGAGUUAUUCGACACAGAUGGGGAUGGACUUUUGGUUCAGGACACGUGGAUUGAAUUUUUAAAAGAGCGUCUUACGGACGAGAAGCAAAUCGAUUUGGCUGAACAGCUGGAAAGUGUCGCAUAUGUUCUUUGUGGUGAUGACAAAGUUUCAUUAGAUAAGUUCUGUCAAAUACUGCAAGCAAAAGGGAUUGUGGAUAAACUUUUUCGAAUUAUUGAUCAAGAUUCAGAUGGUGUUAUUACAGCAGCUCAAAUAAUGGAAUUUCUCGCAAAUAUUACAAAUACCAGAAAACGUUCCGGAUUUGACAAAGGUAACCUGGAAUGGUUGGAGCAACUUUUUAGGCAAACAGUUGGAAAUGAAAAAGAAAUACGAAGAGAUGACUUUAAGAAGAUUCUUAUUACUAAAAAUCCAUUUUUUACUGAAAGAGUGUUUCAAAUAUUUGAUAAAGAUGACUCUGGUUCAAUUUCACUGCAAGAGUUUUUAGACGCAAUGCAUCAAUUUGCUGGCCAAUCUCCUGAUGAUAAGAUCAAGUUCCUAUUUAAAGUUUAUGAUCUUGAUGGUGAUGGUCUUAUUCAACAUAGAGAGCUGCAACAUGUAAUGCGUGCUUGUAUGGAGGAAAAUGGAAUGCAAUUCAGUGAAGAGCAAAUUGAUGAUUUAACUAUGGCCCUUUUUGAAGAUGCUGAUUCUGAAUCUAGAGGAGCUAUAACAUACGAAUCCCUAAAGAAUCAAUUAGAAAAACAUGGUGGUUUACUUGAAAAUCUUUCAAUUAGUAUUGAUAGAUGGCUUGUGCCUCCAAAGCCAAAAGCAGCACAAACUUCAACAUUAGCCAGAUUAAGCUCCCUAAGACCAUAUCAACUAUCUCUUCCAUAUAUAAAAAAUAACUAUGUGUUUAUCAUCUUUGCAAUGUUUAUUUUCUGUAUUAACCUCGUGUUAAUUAUACAGAGAAUCAUCCAAUAUAGUGCUGCUAACUUCUUUGUUAUUUCUGCUCGAGCUUGUGGUCAAUGUUUGAACUUCAAUUGUAUGUUUGUCCUUGUACUAAUGUUGCGUCACAGCAUUACUUUUUUAAGAACGAGAGGAUUCAGUAAUUUCUUACCACUUGACCAACACAUUUAUUUUCAUAAAGUGACUGGAGUUUGUAUAUUUGUGUAUAGUGUCAUUCAUACUAUAAUGCAUUUAUUUAAUUUUAGUAUUAAUGUUGUAAAUGAUCAGACAAUCAAUAGUGGAAAUUACACAUUAGCUGAAUGGAUUUUGACAAGUAAACCCGGACUUUUUGGUCUGAUACCUGGUGUAGCAAAUCCAACUGGAGUUGCUUUGAUUCUUAUUCUUAUAAUUAUGUUUAUUUGUUCUCAAGCUUUUGUGAGAAGAGGUGGAAGUUUUGAGAUAUUCUAUUGGACACACUUAUUAUACUUACCAUUUUGGAUUCUUCUGAUCCUUCAUGGACCCAACUUUUGGAAAUGGUUCAUCAUUCCUGGUAUUAUAUAUAUAAUUGAACGAAUAAUGAGAUUUUCUUGGAUGAAAUCAGAACGAGGCAAAACUUACAUCAGUUCAGGCAUAUUAUUGCCUUCUCGUGUUACACAUCUAGUGAUUAAGCGUCCUCUACAUUUUGAUUUCCAUUCUGGUGAUUAUGUGUUUAUUAAUAUACCUGCAAUCGCAAAAUAUGAAUGGCAUCCUUUUACAAUCAGUUCAGCACCUGAACAAGAAGGAUAUAUGUGGUUACAUAUUAGAGGAGUAGGAGAAUGGACAAAUAGGCUUUACAAUUAUUUUGAAAAAGAACAAGAAAAAUUGCAUAGCAUAAGAGAAGAUUUACCUCAAACCAACUCAAUACAAAAAGCAUCUAAUGGCGCUGCAUUAAAUGAAAACAAGACUAUUAAACGUAUUCAAGACUCAUUAAGAAAAAAAUUUGCAAACAAAGAUCCCAGCUCUAGUCAUUCUGAUAGUUUUAAUAGAAUACAAGAUGGAUAUUCAAAUGAAGGUUUCAACAGUAAUGAAAAUAUACAUUCUUCAACAGAAAGUGAUAUCUCUUUGAAACCAAUUAGUGCAAGUAAUGAUGCAGUGAAUCUUUCUAAUAGAAAGCUUAAUCCAGCAAAGAAAAUGCACUUCAUGCUGCUUCAUAAAAAACCAUUAUCUAAAUCACUUUCUAUGCCUGAUAUGGACAACCGAACAAAGAAACGACAACGAUUACUGGUUUUAAGAGAAUAUGCACGAUCUGAAUCAGAAAAGAGUUUUGAUGAAUGUCAAAUACGACGUGCAAGACUUCAGUCAUUAGGAUUAGCUUACUUAAGUCCUCAGAACAAGUCACUUGCACAAAGUUUCAGAUAUAUGAGAAACAAACCUACUAUUAUUGCUUUUAAAACACCAAGUCUUGAAAACUGUGAAGCUAAAAUGUCUGCCCUUUCUGUUCUUAACAAACAGGACUUAGAACUUUUUGGGAGUGUUGAAAGAGCUAUGGAAGAGGGCCGAGUUAAUAGAGAAGAAGAAAACAAGAUGGAUGGCAAUAAACCCCAUUCAUCAGUUAAUUAUCCAGUAGGAAAACCAUUAGAGAUUUAUCUUGAUGGUCCUUAUGGAGCCCCUUCAAGCCAUAUAUUUAGAGCUCAACAUGCUGUGCUUAUUGCUACAGGUAUUGGAGUGACUCCAUUUGCUUCAAUUUUGCAAUCCAUUAUGCAUCGUUACUGGAAAGCAAGGCAUUGUUGUCCAAACUGUAAACAUGCAUGGGUCAGUGAAAUACCACCAACUGUGAUGCACCUAAGGAAGGUUGACUUCUUUUGGAUUAACAGAGAUCAAAGAUCUUUUGAAUGGUUUGUAAAUUUAUUGUCUCAACUAGAAAUUGAACAAGCUGAACUUGGAGGAGCUAUGGAAAGAUUUUUGGAAAUGCAUAUGUAUAUUACAUCUGCUUUACAAAAAACAGAUAUGAAAGCUGUAGGGUUACAAUUAGCACUGGAUUUGCUUCAUGAAAAAGAAAAAAGAGAUCUAAUAACAGGUUUAAAAACAAGAACAAAUGCAGGAAGACCUAAUUGGGAUAAAGUAUUCAAGCAACUACUGGAUCAGAAAAAAGGAAAAGUCACUGUUUUUUAUUGUGGGCCACCACAGUUGGCAAGGAUUUUGAGACUGAAGUGUGAUCAAUUUGGUUUCAGUUUCAGAAAGGAAGUUUUUUAA
Molecule: messenger RNA, 3180 nt
Organism: Nezara viridula (southern green stink bug)
Lineage: Eukaryota; Metazoa; Arthropoda; Insecta; Hemiptera; Pentatomidae
Source: the annotation of a GenBank genome assembly